AAUACUUUCAGUGCGCGAAAUACACAAAUAUCUGCAUUUUAGUUUACUAGAAAUAUACAUACAUUUUAUUUCUUUUAAUGUAAUUAAAUAAAAAAUUAAUAUUCGGAAUAUACAGACGAAUAAUGGCUGCCAUGUGGGCAAUGCAAACAAUGUGUCGUUUGUGCAUGGCGGGUGAUAACAAGCUAAAGGAAACUAUCGUACCCAAUAACAUUAGUAUUAAGGAGGAGAAAUUUCCUGAAAUGGUAUCAAUCUAUAGUAUACCCCGUCAACAAAAUAUUUCUGUAGCCAUAGUGCAAAUAAUAAAACAAACUAUACCGAAACUGCACGUUGCUGAUAAUUUACUACCAAAAUUAGUUUGUACGGCUUGUCUCCGAAAGCUAAUGGAUUUAUAUAAAUUCCAAGAGAAAUGUUUGCAGUCAGAGCAAAAAUAUAAAAAAUUGCUAACCGAAGAAAGUCAAAAAGAUCCUUUGGAUAAGAGUGAAUUUUUGUCAAACAUGAAAGAAAUUGAUGAGAUUGUUGUAAAAAUGGAUUUAGAUGAGAAACUUUUGAACGACAGCAAUUUAAAGGAUUCGGAAAUUGAUGAUAUUAUCAGUAUUAUCAGCGAUAUUAAAGAUGAGGAUAUACAAACUUGCAGUGAUAUAAGCGUGGAUUUCGUUUGGACUGAUAGCAACAGUGAAAGUAGUGAUAGUGAUUGGGCAACAGAUGAUAAAAAGAAUAAAAGCAAAGCGAAGACAAAAAUCGCAACAAAGAUAAAUAAAAAAGAUGAUAAAACAAAGCCAACAGAAUGUCUCGAAAUUAGUAGUGAAACAAUUACAGAGCAACAAUUUCCUUGCGAGUUUUGUAAGAAGUUAUAUAAAACGAAGGAUACACUUCGCAAGCACCAUCGCUUGCAUCAUGGUACUGGAAAAGACAAGCGUGUUACUUGCAAUAUAUGUAAAAAAGAACUUAAACCCUACAGCUUUAAGGAACACAUGCAGCUUCAUAGCGAUAGAAAACCAUAUUUAUGCUCGGAAUGUGGUAAAUCUUUUAGCUCGUCUAGUACAUUACGUCAGCAUUUAUUGCGCCAUAAAGCCGACCGACAAUACCACUGCUCCUAUUGUCCCAGAAAGUUUCCCUGUAAAAGUGAUUUAUUAUCACAUAGCCAAAUACACCAAGCGAAGCCCAAAUCUCAUAUUUGUGAUGUAUGCGGCAGUGGUUUCAGUAAGCCGUAUUUGCUAAAGAAGCACAAAAUGUAUCACAAUAAUGAACGACCCUUUACAUGUGAAUAUUGUGGUAAAAGUUUCUUUACCGCUGAGAAGUUGAGACGGCACACGCGUACCCAUACCGGCGAGAAACCAUACCGCUGUAGUUACUGCGAAAAAGCUUAUUGUCAAUCGAACGAGUUAAUGAAACACUUGCGCCUACAUUUAGGAGAAAAUGUCUAUCAGUGUGAACUAUGCCCACUAAGACUGCCAAAUGUUAAAAUUUUACGCGAACAUUUCGCCAGUCAUAAGGAUGAUGAUGACGAGACACGGGAACGAAAUUUAUUAGCUUUAAAAUCAUUGGAAAUGAAAGGAAUUUAUUCGAAAUGAGUUUUUUUUAAGAGAUAUAAUAAAAUAUGUUAUAUAGUUAAAAAAAAAGAAAAAAUUUCCAAUAAGUGUCUCUCAUUCAGAAUGCGACUUAAAUAUGAAAGAAAUUUAUACGAGUUUAGAUAAUUUGACAAAUUCCAAGAAAAAUUAUCAGCGAAAUUAUUUGCCGUUAUGGAUAUCGCUUAGAAUCGAUGCUCUUUUAGAUGCAGACAAUUAAAUAAUUAGUUAAAUUAUAUAAAUUAUUGCAAGAGCUUUUACUAAUAUUGACAAUUUAAAGUUUUUUCGAACAUUAUUUAAAAAAUUAUACUAUAAUAAUCGUGUUCUGGCAUUGUCACCGGUAACUAGUCACAAGAGAAAAUUAUGUGCUUUCUUGUCAUAGCAUUUAUGAUUUUGAAUCAAUUUAAUAUCCCGGAGAAGUGUAUAUGUAUAUAGUUGCUUUAUUAUAAGAUAAAUAAGUUGUUAAAAGUCAGGAAGAAGCCAAGCAAAAACAUAUCUUUUGACUUUUUAACUAUUUACAAUGCUACUUAGAAUAUAAUUGAUUGUAAGAAUACUGAACACCACUGUUGUUGUUAAAUUUAAGAGAGAGAAAUCUUAUCGUACGGAAUUAAACAGUAGAAUUUACGGGUGAGUAAAGAGAAUUUACUGAUGAAUUUAAUAACUUAUC
Molecule: messenger RNA, 2232 nt
Organism: Glossina fuscipes
Lineage: Eukaryota; Metazoa; Arthropoda; Insecta; Diptera; Glossinidae
Product: zinc finger protein 1 homolog
Exons: 5
Coding region: 123-1571 (482 amino acids)
Biological process (GO): regulation of transcription by RNA polymerase II
Cellular component (GO): nucleus
Molecular function (GO): RNA polymerase II cis-regulatory region sequence-specific DNA binding; DNA-binding transcription activator activity, RNA polymerase II-specific; zinc ion binding
Source: RefSeq, a predicted model, not a curated record